AGAUUCGUCAAAAUCUCGAGUUCGGUAUGUUUGACGAUUACAAUACUUCCUCUAUUUCUCGUAUACGAGAAAGUUAGUUAAAAACUUUUCUUCCGUUCUCGGCUAUGAAUCUACUGAUUCAUUCUACCAACAGCAUCGAUGACGUCACAGAGUUUAUCUUUAAAAAAAACGCAAGGAAAAAAAGAGUUAUGUAAUAGAUAGGGCAAGAUAUCUAAAUGACUGCAAUUCAGCGAUAAGGCGAGACAAAUUUCGAAAGGGAUAUCCAGAGAGCUAUUUGACUUGACGGAAAGCAGGAAUAAAGCGGCAGAGAAAUGUCACAAGAAAAUGACUCCCAUGGUCUCCUGGUGAUAGACACAGAUUGCGGCAGCGACGAUGCGAUGGCCAUCAUGGCUGCUUUGGGCCAAUGGGGGCGGAAGUCCCGCCAUCUUUUGGCGAUCACUUGCUGCUUCGGGAACACAACCGUCGAACAUGUCUGCCAAAAUGUUCUAAGAGUGUUGCACGCUUGCAGAGAAACAAAUAUUCCGGUAUACAGCGGCAGUUCUGGUCCCAUCUUGAAGCACCCAGAUACUCCAGAGAUUGUCCACGGCUCAGAUGGUUUUGGCGAUUGUGCACACCUCUUCUCCACGGGACAGAGGCGUUUGGAAGAACUGCCAGCACCAGCAGCCCUAGUGGAAUUGUCCCGCAUCCACGGCCCUUUCACAUUGGCCGCUCUGGGGCCUCUGACUAAUGUAGCCCUAGCUCACAGACUCGACCCAGGCUUCACUGCACGACUUGAAAGAAUCGUCUUUCUGGGGGGAAAUUACAAAGGUGUCGGCAACACAACCGAAUGCGCCGAAUUCAAUUUCUACUGCGAUCCUGAGGCUGCCCACAUCGUGUUAUCAGAAGCCCAGUGCCCUGUACAGAUGGUGCCUUGGGAGACGACCCUGGAAUAUGGAAUAGAUUGGGAGGAGUUUAACGCCUUGCUGGAAACACCUACCGACAGAGCCCGCCUCCUUAAAGGGGCCACAAACAUUGUCAAGGAAAUCUGCGUGAGGGACGGAUACGGUCAAUUCCUGGACUGUGAUCUGCUAGCAGUGGCUGUGGCACUGCGUCCUGAAUGUGUGACGGGCAGUCGGCGCACCUGUGCAUCCGUCGAGUGUUCUGGGACACUGACAAGAGGGAUGGUGGUUUGUCAAAAACCCCGUCCGUCAAGGAGUCAAAUCGAUAUCGUCGAAAAGUUGGACGAGAAAAUCCUAAAUCGUCUGCGGAAUGAAAUGGUGCAGCAAAAUUAAGUGCUAAGUGCUAAGUCCUUGCGAAAGUAUGUGCUGUGUUGCUUAUAGAUGGUAUUAAUAUUAUUUUUUGUAUGUAAUCACGAUAGAAAAAUUGUUUAUAAAUUGUUUUGUAACCAA
Messenger RNA from Argiope bruennichi, 1388 nucleotides. Its product is annotated as nucleoside hydrolase-like. The transcript is spliced from 5 exons. Lineage: Eukaryota; Metazoa; Arthropoda; Arachnida; Araneae; Araneidae. Bases 312 to 1271 code for a protein of 319 amino acids. Gene Ontology annotation, molecular function: hydrolase activity, hydrolyzing N-glycosyl compounds. The record is from RefSeq and is a predicted model, not a curated record.